Molecule: messenger RNA, 5693 nt
Organism: Paramuricea clavata
Lineage: Eukaryota; Metazoa; Cnidaria; Anthozoa; Malacalcyonacea; Plexauridae
Source: the annotation of a GenBank genome assembly
AUGACAAAGAAAGGGAAAAUAACAGGCUCACAUUGGUGUUCUGCAGUAAACUGCUCAAAAAAUAAAUUACAGGACAAAUCUCUGAGUUUUUUCCGAUUUCCCUUGGAUGCUGAAAGGUAAGAAAUUACUUUUUUUUAAAUAGGAUGCUUUUGGUUUCAUACAUUAAGUGGACAUUCUAGACUACAAAUGUUUUUCUAUUUCAGCAAGACAUCUUUGUAGGAUAUUAUAUUUCUUUUUGGGCAUGUUUCGGAGAGUCUAAAUUAAUAUGACCUGAGAAAACUUGUAAUAAUGGCAGGUGUAAAAAGGGGAUAAAGAACCUUUCUUAGUUUAUAAAAUUAUUUUAAAAUAAGGGAAAUUAAAGCAUGGGCUUUAAUUGUUUACGGGUUUUAUUAGAGAGGAGGCUAAAUUUACACAGAAUUUUACUAAAAAAUUAUCCACCAUGCAGUUGUAUUUGCUGGCUUAAAUCUCUAUGCAAAAAUACAAUUAAUAAUACAAUUACGUUUUUUUUAGAUCAAAGAGAUGGGUAGUCAACUCCUGCAGACAAGACCUCGAAAAGAAGGAUCCGAAAUAUUUGUAUAACAAUUGCCGGAUUUGUUCAAAUCAUUUUGAAGACUCAAUGUUUCGUGGGAACUUAAAAAAUCGUUUGAAAGAAAAUGCAGUGCCUACUAUUUUUGCAGUGCCAAAUCCGCCCAAGUCAAUAGGGUCAAAACGCCGCCUUCUAGUCAAUACAGCAUCAACACAUGGUAACUAGUAAAAUUAACCCAGCUUUACGUGGCAAUGCACCCAUGUGCGCCCCACUUUAUUAUUUUUACUCUGUCUAACACCAGACGAUUUCACUUGUCAGGGGGAGAGUGUUGUCACUUAAUGGGUUAAUUAACAUACAAAACUACUGUAGAACAAUUUUUUCCAAACAUUUGUUUUGCUAAAAUGCAAUUGUUAUGGUGUAUUAAGAUUGUUAUACUUUCACUUAAUAGGUAAGAGACGAAAAACAGACACUGCCAAGAAAUUACUUAAAAGGUCAACCACUGAUGAACUUGGUAGGCACAUAGAACAAACAAACAAACAUACAACAAACCUUGAUAUAUUUUUACAUGUGAAUGAAUCACUGUUAGAAAUAGGAUUUUGUUGGUGUCACCCAAUUCCCUUUUGUUCACAAAAUCUUUAUUACAAUCAUUUAGGUGAAAGCACAUCUUUGUUGGUAACUGAAGACUCCUAUGAAGCUAUGGAGACCAAUGAAGGGUUGCAAAAUGAUGAAGAACCUCAUAAUCAGCCAGGUAUAUAUUUGGCAAACAGAGAAAUUUAUUGUUAAAUACAUGUAUCAAGUUACAUAAGGGAGGUAUUAACAUUUUAUCUUUUUUACAGGCAGCUCUGAGUCAGAAAUCCAACAAAGUCAAGCUUGUCAGACAAGUUCAUAUCUUACUCAUGGUACUCCCAGAAAAAAGAAAAUGCAGAGAAAACUUGCGAUUCAGCAUAAACAAUUGGUAAGAUUGAAACAUGCUCUAAAAAAGAAAGAAGAAAAGUGCAAUGAGAAAAAAGCUCUAUCAACCCUAAGAAAAUUGCUGCCCAAGCAAAUAGUCGACUUUGUUGAAAUGCAGCUAAAAUUGCACAAAAAAAGAGGGAAAGGGAGACGAUAUAGCCCAGAAUUAAAAUCAUUUUCAUUGUCACUAUACCAUGUUAGUGGGAGGGCAUACAGGCUACUCUCAAAGUUUUUCUAUCUUCCAUCAAAAAGGAGUCUACGCAGGUGGGUUUCUCGGUUACCAGGAACACCUGGAAUUACAGAAGCUGCAAUGAAUGUCAUUGAAACUAAAGUGAAAGUAAUGAAUAGUAUUAGCAAGAUAUGUAGUGUCUGCAUAGAUGAAAUGUCUUUAAAAACCAACCUUAUUUAUGAUAUUUCUGCAGAUGAAGUCUUGGGGUUUGUAGAUUUAGGUGCUGGUAAGAAAUGUGAGCUGAUAGCAACAUCUGCUCUUGUGGUUAUGGCAUGUGGCAUGGCUGACAAAUGGAAGCAGCCACUUGGUUAUUUUCUGGUGCAUGAAUCUUGCAAAAGUAUUGAUGUAAAAAGAAUAUUGUUUGAUGCCAUUGACAAACUCGAUUCUAUUGGUCUGAAGGUUGUCUGUGUUAUCUCUGAUUUGGGCUCAAACUUCCAAAAACUGGUGAGGGAGCUAGGAGUGACACCAACACAACCCUGGUUUCUUACUGAGUCUGGAAAAAAGAUCAUCUUUCUUUAUGACCCACCACACCUCAUUAAGGCAGUCCGAAACAAUCUUAUGAAGUAUGACUUCCACUUUGGUGGCAAAGUAGCUAGUUGGCAAGAUGUUAAGAGCUUGUAUGAUCGAGACUCAUCAUUGUCUAUUCGCUGUUGUCCAAAGUUGACUGACAAGCAUAUCAACCCUAAUGGGUUCACAAAAAUGAAGGUCAAACUAGCCACGCAAGUAUUAAGUCACACUGUUGCUACAGCUAUUUCCACAUAUGUAAGCCUGGGUGCCAAUGUCGGCAUCUGCAGCUGGAACUGCAGAGUUUAUCACAGCAUUUGAUAAAAUCUUUGACUGCCUAAAUAGUUCAUCUGUAAAAUGUGCUAAUGGUAAACUGCACAGGAAAGCACUUUCUGAUAGUUCGGUCCAUCUAAAAUUUCUUACAGAUGAGGCCAUUCCAUUCUUGUCAUCUAUUAAAGUUAUUAACAGAACCACUGGGGCUGAUGCCACAAACACCUUAAGAUGCUUAAAAGGAUUUCAAAUUACUUUGCAUGGUAUCCUGGCUUUAUGGUCUGAGUUAAGAAGUGCUCAUUCAUUCAAGUUUCUUUUAACUAGGCGUUUGAACCAGGACCCAUUGGAGAACUUCUUUGGGACUGUCAGACAACAAGGAGGCAAUUCUGACAACCCCACCCCUGGUCAAUUUCGCACAGCCUUCAAGAAGUUGUUUUAUGAUAACUUUCUUGUUUCUUCAGCAGGCAACUGCAAUGCAGAUUUUAAUUCAAUGUUGGUAGGAGCGCCAUCUCAGAAUGUGCUGUCUUCUCUCAGUAAAACCGUUCCUAAAGCUGUUGAGAUAGAUGUCAAUGAUUAACGCUCCUCUUCUGUACAAGACAGCCUAAUUGGAACAAAUGCUGUGGCUUAUGUGGCAGGUUACCUUUAAAAAAAUGCUUGUUAAAACAUGAUUGCAAAACAUGUAAAGGUAAACUUGUUAGCCAAAAGCUUGAUGACAGUAGCAAAAUGUUUUGUUUCUUUAAGGCAUACCAUUCUCAAACUGGACCAUUUGGAGGGCUUUUGGCACCUGCAAGCAAUUUUGAGGACUACAUUGUUACUCUUGAAGACAUGUUUGUUGAGUCACUUCCUUCUGUUGUAUUCAAAGUUGGUGUUGGUAAAUCUUUGCUUUCUCAGCUCCCUCAGUUCUCUCUCCCUGAAUGUUCUGAAUUUCCUUCUUUGUUUCUUCUUAAGCUUUUCAUUCGAAUGAGAUAUAUUAUGCCCUAAAGUUUAGAAAUAGACAGCUACUAUCACCAGGGGAGAGUAAAAAAUGUAAAAAAUAUUUUAAGGUAAGCCAUUUGUAAUCCUUUAUACGCAAAGGGUUUCAAAAGAGUUAUAUCGUAGCUUGAAUUUUAAACUAUCAAAAAGCCUGAUUAUAAACUAAAAAAAAACAAUGCAAAGUUAAUCAAAACUAUCUCAAUACUUUCCCAAAAAAAUAAAACACUAAAAACAUUGAAAUAGUUUUAUCACAGCUUUUAUAGAUUUUUUUCUUACUGCCCUUGAUGCAGUAUUCUUGAUAUGGUAUUUUUGAUAUGGUAUUUUUGAUACGGUAUUUUUGAUACAUCCACAACUGAUAUCAAAACUAUUAUAAGUAAUUAUAUUUGUUCCAAAUGCCUGUGGACUGAAUUGCCCUAUCAUUACAUACAGAACGAUAGUUUCUCACUAGAAGCGGGACAAUCCUCCUCUACCGAGAGCGAUACUUUAGACCUAAAUAAACACCUCAUCAACCACAUGAGUUCUCUCACCACCAGACCAAAACACCUAAAACUAAUGCAUCUUAACACCCAAAGCAUGGUUUCUACAUUCGACGAGUUAGUUCUAACCAUGAAGCAAUAUCCUUUUGAUGUAAUCUGCAUGAGCGAGACUUGGUUAAAAGACAAUCCACUGUUACUUCAGCACGUAAACAUACCCGGGUAUACCUCUGAAUUCAGAAAUCGUGAUUCGAUAAAAGGCGGGGGCGUCGGAGCAUACAUCAAUGAAUCGUUAAAGUAUCGUCGAAGGAGUGAUAUUGAGAAGAAAGAACCCAGCCUUGAACAUUUAUGGCUCGAGUUCCCCGGCAGAAAUAAACAUAGCAAACUACUUGUGGGGACAAUAUAUCGCUCAGAAAAAAUGCUAAAAUGUACGGAAUGGCUGGAACGUUUUGAGAACCUACUCGGGUAUCUUACGGCUAGCUGGGAUGGUCUUAUUUUGGUAACUGGUGACAUUAAUAUUGAUCUACUUGGACAUUCGAACUCUGUAACAACCUAAUACUUGGACAUGCUGUCGUCUUUGAACCUCUAUCAGCACGUCCAAAAACCAACUAGAACAACAUAUAAAUCCUCAACACUUAUAGACCAUAUAAUCUCAAAUUCACCCACGCGCAUCUCACAUACUGAUGUCUUACCUUGCCCAUUGGUCAGUGACCAUGACGCUGUUUAUGCCUGCAUCAACAUCAAAGUCACAAGAUUUGAGACACGAUACAAGUAUAUACGAUGCGAAAAAAACUUUAACGAUUUAAACUUCGUCGAAGACUUCAAAACGUUACCUCUCUCCGUAAUCUAUGGCGUUGCUGACCCUGAUGAAAAACUCGAUAUAUUAAAUUCUUUAAUUACAGAAUGUAUUGAAAGACAUGCGCCCCUAAGACGAACCAAGAUCACGAGACCCCCAGCACCAUGGCUCAAAGAUCCUACCAUCCAAGAUCUACAGGAGCAAAGAAACGUUCUCCAAGCCAGUGCUCGAAGAAGUAAGGAUGCCCAAGCGUGGGAACUAUUUCGUUCAGCUCGCAACCGCCUCAAAGCAUUAAUUAAAACUGCUAAAAAGAAAUUCAUGCAAAAAAUGCUUUCUUCUAAGAAACCCAAGGAAGUAUGGAAAGUAAUACAUCGCAUCUUGCACCCAGAGCCGCGUAGGAUCACCAUUCACCCUGACAAACUCAAUUCUCAUUUUACUUCAACGGCAGAACGUACAAUCGGCACUGACGUCAAUGAUAACAACAGUUACGACACUAUAAGAAACAUGAUCGAUUCGCUUCCCCCAGACUACGACAAUGGCUUCCAUAUAAAUCCUGUCACACUGAGCGAAGUUGUAAAUGAAAUACGUUGUCUACGAGGAGACUGUUCCACAGGACCAGAUCACAUUCCAGCAAAAAUGAUCAAAAUUGUGGCUGAAUAUUUGGGUUCUCCAUUAACCGAUAUCAUUAACACCUGCAUCGCGAAUCGAAGCUUUCCGUCUGCGUGGAAGAUUGCGCGUAUUUGCGCAAUCCCAAAAGUUAAGCAAAUCACCUCUGAAAAUGACCUGCGGCCCAUAUCAAUCUUGCCAGUACUGUCGAAAGUGUAUGAACGCCUAAUCUUUCACCAGCUUUCCAAAUUCAUCGAUGAUAACAAAUUACUGAGUAGCACCAUCUCUGCAUAUCGAAAGGGCCAAUCCACCACAACGGUCAUGCAAGCCAUACGAGAUGACAUCACGAAAGCAAUGAGUCGUUGA